Molecule: messenger RNA, 2308 nt
Organism: Verticillium dahliae VdLs.17
Lineage: Eukaryota; Fungi; Ascomycota; Sordariomycetes; Glomerellales; Plectosphaerellaceae
Product: SUMO-activating enzyme subunit uba-2
Exons: 3
Coding region: 1-1821 (606 amino acids)
Biological process (GO): protein sumoylation
Cellular component (GO): cytoplasm; SUMO activating enzyme complex
Molecular function (GO): SUMO activating enzyme activity
Source: RefSeq, a predicted model, not a curated record
AUGGUAGGAGCUGGCGGUAUUGGCUGCGAACUUCUGAAGAACCUCGUCCUCAACGGCUUCGGCGAAAUACACGUAGUCGAUCUCGACACAAUCGACUUGAGCAACCUCAACCGACAAUUCCUCUUCCGACAUGAGCAUAUCAAAAAGUCAAAGGCCAUGGUAGCCGCCGAGGUGGCGCAGAAGUUCAACCCCAGGGUGAAGAUCGUGCCCCAUCACGCCAAUAUCAAAGACGCCGAAUUCAACCUAAGGUGGUUCCGUGGAUUUACCUUGGUUCUUAAUGCACUAGACAACUUCGAAGCCCGGCGGCACGUGAACCGCAUGUGCUUGGCCGCCAACGUGCCCUUGAUCGAGAGUGGAACGACAGGCUUCAAGGGUCAGGUCCAGGUCAUCAAGAAAGGCGUUACAGCAUGCUACGACUGCACAGCGAAGCCUGUCGCGAAGUCUUUCCCCGUCUGCACGAUUCGGAGCACUCCCAGCCAGCCCAUUCAUUGCAUCGUCUGGGGCAAGAGCUACCUCUUGAGCGAGAUUUUUGGCCAGAGCGAGGACGAGUCUACCUACGACCAUUCGGCCGACGCUGAUAACAAGGAGGAGAUUGAGGAGCUCAAGAAGGAAGCUGAGGCCCUGAGGUUGAUUCGUGAAUCUCUGGGCACAGAAGCGUUCCCUGAACUGCUCUUCAACAAGGUCUUCAAUGCGGAUAUUGUAAGGCUGUUGUCCAUGGAGGACAUGUGGAAAUCCCGAAGGAAGCCUGAGCCGCUUGAUUACGCGACGUUGAUGGGAAAGGCUGCGGAAGCCCUAGCCUCGAAGGAAGAGAUUCUGCGCGACGACCAGCGGGUUUGGUCACUCGAGGAGAACCUUGCCGUGUUCAAUGACAGCCUUGAUCGUCUAAGCAAGCGUUUGCUCGAACUCAAGGCAGCUCACCAAAACGCAUCAGGACCAGAGCCUGUCAUCACGUUCGACAAGGACGAUGAGGAUACUCUUGACUUUGUGGCAGCGGCGGCGAACAUCCGGUCGAGCAUCUUCGGCAUUGAUGGCAAGUCACGAUUCGACAUCAAGGAGAUGGCUGGCAACAUUAUCCCUGCCAUUGCGACCACAAACGCUAUCGUCGCUGGCCUUUGCGUUUUGCAGUCUUUCAAGGUGCUGAAGGGCGAUUAUAACCACACGAAGGAACUCUUCCUGGCACCGAGCAAUGACCGCCGCCUCAUUGAGGGAACCUCGUUCCAGCCACCAAAUCCAUCGUGCCCAGUGUGCAGCGUCUUCCAAGUCAGCGCUUUCGUUGACUUUACGAAGGCUACGCUGAAAGACCUGGUUGAAGACUUCGUCAAGGUCGAGCUGGGUUACGGCGACAAGGAGUUUGCUGUGAGCAACGAGAUUGGGCCUCUAUUCGAUCCUGAGGAGACAGAGAAUCUCCCAAAGAAGCUCAGCGAUCUGGGUGUCAAGGCCGAUUCCUUCUUGACCGUUACUGAUGAGGAUGAUGAUGACACAUUCGUCAACGUAGUCAUCAACCUUGAGGAGAGCACCAACUUGGCACAAGACAAGCCUGUCAAGGGUCUUACCAUUGAUCAAGACCCAAAGAUUCCUCGGAAACCCAAGACGGCAGCACCUGCUCCUGAGACCAGCGUCGUCAACGGGUCGAGCAACACCAAUGGCAAACGGCCGCUAGAAGACAAAUCGGAAGUGUCCAGCAGUAAACGUGCCCGAUCAGAUGACGGAGGUGAUGUCCCCGAGGCAAAGAAGGCCAAGAUAUCCGCGGCAACUGAUGAUAUCAUCCUUAUUGAAGAUGAUCCAAGCGGAGACGCGACGAUUCUUCUGGAUGAUGAUUGAUUUUAAUCCACUGGAUGAAAGAGCAAGUUUCGGGAGUUCAAUCAAACAGCACUUAGCCCUCCGUCCAGGUUAAGUAUGCAAUUGUUGGCAUAUGGAUUUUGGGCGAGAAAGGCGGCAGCAUCAGCCACUUCUUCCGAAGUACCUAGGCGGCCGAGUGGGAUUCGCUUCUCCAGUGGCUCUUUUGACAUGUCUGGGGCGGUACAUUGUACAUCAGCACUACUCGUCGGCCUCACGUCGGCCUGCGGUAGUCACGGGCAAGGGUUUGGGGCGGCAAGGGGCGGACUCGGAGGGCCCAGGAUCUUGGCUUACUGGCAAUCAUUUCGGUUUGAAUGUAGCCGGGGACGAUGGCGUUGGUUCGGAUCUUGAAAGGGGCGAGUUCAGCAGCAAGGGCGUGGGUGAGUCCUUGAAAAAAAGGGGCGUCAGCGAAAGGAUGUAGCUGCGUUGUGAGAUAGACGGAUGAGCGUAUGAAUUCAAUCCUCAGCGUAAC